Molecule: messenger RNA, 1425 nt
Organism: Pestalotiopsis fici W106-1
Lineage: Eukaryota; Fungi; Ascomycota; Sordariomycetes; Amphisphaeriales; Sporocadaceae
Exons: 3
Coding region: 1-1425 (474 amino acids)
Molecular function (GO): RNA binding
Source: RefSeq, a predicted model, not a curated record
AUGGGCAAGGUCAAGUCCUCCAGCGGCAAGUCUGCCAAGGCUGAUCCCAUCACUUCCGUCAAGGACGCUGGUGUCUCCAAGUCCAAGAAGCUCACCAAGGAUGCCGCGACCAAGGCUGUAAAGGGCGCCAAGGAGUCCAAGAAGAGCAAGAAGAAGGUCGAGUCCGAGUCUGAGUCUUCCGAGUCUGAGUCCUCUGAGAGCUCCGACAGCGACAGCGACGAGGAGAUGGGCUCCGAUAAGGACGAGUCCUCUGACUCUAGCGACUCUUCCGACUCAGAGUCCGAGUCCGAGGCCGACAAGAAGAAGAAGAAGGCUGCCCCCGCCCCCGCCAAGGCCAAGACCAACGGCAAGGCCAAGAAGACUGAGGAGUCCUCGGACUCUUCUGACUCCUCUGACGAUGAGGAGGAGAGCGACAGCGACAGCUCCGAGAAUGAGGGUGGCGCUGACGUUGAUGCCAAGAAGAAGGAGGCCAAGGCUGAGUCCGACUCCGACUCCGACUCUUCUGACUCAUCCGACUCUGACUCUGACGAUGAGGAAGAGAAGAAGCCCGAGCCCACCAAGAAGCGCAAGGCUGAGGACGAGGAGGAGGCUCCUGCCAAGAAGACCAAGGCCGAUGCUGGCGAGGACGCCGCCGUCACCCUGUUUGUUGGCAACCUCGGCUGGGGUGUCACUGACGACAUUCUUUACGACACCUUCAAGGAGUACGCCGGUCUGAACAGCGCUCGUGUUGUCACCGACAAGGACAUGCAGCGAUCCCGUGGGUUUGGUUACGUCGACUUCGACACCCCCGAGCAAUGCCAGGCUGCCCUCGAGGGUAUGCAGGGUUUCGAGCUUGAGGGCCGCGGUCUCCGCCUUGACCCCUCCAAGCCCAAGCCUGCCGACAGCUUCAACAACACUGACCGCGCUGCCAACCGCGCCGCUGCCCACGGUGACACCGUCUCCCCUGAGAGUGACACUCUCUUCGUCGGUAACCUGCCCUGGGAGGCCGAUGAGGAUGCCGUCACGCUCUUCUUCGCCGACAUUGCUGAAGUCAAGAGCCUUCGUCUCCCCACCGACCCUGAGUCGGGCAACCGCAAGGGUUUCGGUUACGUGACCUUCAACAGCGUCGAGGAGGCCAAGUCUGCCUUCGAGUCCAAGAACGGUGGCUACAUCGGUGAGGGCCGUGGUGCUCGUGCUGUUCGUCUCGACUUUGCUGCCCAGCGCCAGCCUCAACAGGGCGGUGGCCGCGGCGGUGGUCGUGGAGGCGGUCGCGGUGGCUUUGGCGGCCGCGGCGGCGGUGGUGGUUUCGGUGGCCGUGGAGGCGGCGGUGGCUUCGGUGGUCGUGGCGGUGGCCGCGGCGGUGGUCGUGGUGGUGCUUCCCGUGGUGGAGGCUUCGGUGGACGUGGUGGUGGUGGUUUCCAAGGCAAGAAGAUCAGCUUUGACUAA